Molecule: messenger RNA, 3935 nt
Organism: Lemur catta (Ring-tailed lemur)
Lineage: Eukaryota; Metazoa; Chordata; Mammalia; Primates; Lemuridae
Gene: ZDHHC1
Product: zinc finger DHHC-type containing 1
Exons: 10
Coding region: 2123-3742 (539 amino acids)
Biological process (GO): peptidyl-L-cysteine S-palmitoylation; protein targeting to membrane
Cellular component (GO): Golgi apparatus; endoplasmic reticulum
Molecular function (GO): protein-cysteine S-palmitoyltransferase activity
Source: RefSeq, a predicted model, not a curated record
CUCUAGCCCGGGCAACAAAGUGAGACUCUGUCUCAAAAAAAAAAAAAAGAUUUGCUACCUCUGGGAACAUUCAAAAGAAAGUGAUGCCAGCUCAUUGACCACCUUUGUCACCUUUGAUCAGAGGUGACAAGAUUAGAAUGCCGAUCCAAUGGCUUAGCUCUUAUGAUAGUGUAUUCCUUAGGGCCACUGACUUAAGAAAGCAACUGUAGCCAAUCCCAUCACUUUGAGCAUAAACCUCGGAGACUGUCAGAUGAAGUAGCUUCAGUCUGGAGAUCUGAAGACAAACCAGAGAGCUAGUUAAGGGUAAUGAUAACAUCUAGCAUGUAGUGUGCAUUUCUGUGCCAGAGAUUUACCCAAUGUUGCUGAUCUAUACACUGCCCUAGGGAGGCAUCCCCACCCCCAGUUUUCAGAUGAGGAAACUCAGGCCACUUGGUUAGAAAGUGCAGAACUAAGAACUAAACCUACAUCUGUUACCUCCAAAGCUGUUUUUUUUUUUUUUUCCUUUUUCCUUUUGUGGCAUCUUAUUGAAGACAAGGUAAGUGACCAAAGGAUUCCAGUUGAAUCCCUGGGAGAAAACUAAGAUCACUCAGUUUAGCUUUGAGAUGAGACUACUCAGAGGUGACUUCAAAUACUGCCAAGCUUGGCUUGCAGGAGCCUCUGAGCCUCUGGUGGACUGAAGGACAGAGUAGCUAAGAGUGACUGUCCAGCAGUCGGGGUGACAGCCAGUCAGCACAGGGAGCUGGGCUCAGGGAGGGGUGGGUGCGUGAUGGCUGUGCAGACAGGGGCAGGCUGGGAGGACUGAAGGUGGGGCAGGUGGGGCCAAGAUUCUGCUCCAUUACUGUGCCCACAUUUCCUUUUAUUUCAGAUGUUUUCAAGUCAGCAAAUGUUUACUGAGCAUCUACUAUGUACAAGGUACAAUUCUGGGUGCUUGGGAGAGGGUAUGUGGGGGUCAGCGGAGAAUGAAUCACAGCACAUUUGCUGCCUUUGGGGGAAGCUGUCAUAACAGGGGAGUGGACAUAAGGAUGGCCAGGUGUUCCAAAUGACAAAGUCACUUACCCAAUAAGGACUGAGCAUGAGGACCCCCUGACUCCACUUGGGACAUUGAAGAAAGCUUCCUGGAUGUGGGGACUCUUGCCGUUGGCUCUGAUGAUUAAGUCUCAUUUUGUUGGGUUGAGAAGUGAGAAGGGCAUUACAGGCAGAUGUGCUGAGGGGGUGUCUGCCAUGCCAUUUUUCCUUAGUCACAUUCCCUGGCCCAUGGGCAGGGGCUCCUGAAAGGAAAGUCCAGCUAUCAGGGUUUUGUCCCAGCUCCUGGCCUUCCCACCAAGUAUCUCCCCAGGGGUGGCACUGCCUGCCUCAGCUGCAGUCCCAUCUUGGGCCCAGAUAAUACUGGGAGGGGUCUCCCUCCUGUUACAAGUCCACCCUGUCCUGCCCUGCAUUUAUCCUUGGCCACCAGACCAGCUAUUGGGCUAAAGGGGGCUGGGUGGAUUGGGGGUUUCUGCCAUCUGGUGAUCUGACUCUGACCGAGGCCUGGCCUUGCCCUGAACUCCCUCAAGGGGGACAGAGGGUAUCAGCCUACCUUUCCAGGUAAAUCUGUGCACAGGCCCAGGUUUACUUAGAGAGCUGUGGUCCUUUCUGCUGCUGGAGGAAAGCAAGGAGGUAUCCUUCCCUCUCAUGUGUGCUGGCUCCUCUCCAGCCAACAAGCCCCAAGCAGCCUUUCUGAGGUGUGGGACAGAGGUUCAGGGUCCCCCAGCCCUACAGGGAUUCCGUGUCUGUUGAGGGGCAGAGGCAUACCCCUUUCUGAGCACUUCCACUUCUUGUUUCCCUUAGCAAACGAUACGGGGGCCCCGUGACACUUGCAUUUGGACCUCAGGACAGAGGUGACUAAUCCUAACAGAAUCAGCAUGUGUUCUCAUCGCUCUGGCCCCAGCCUGAUAUUGUUACCAGAUGAGAACAUGUCUUACUGGGUUUAACUCUGAUGGCUGUAGAGUAACAGGCAGCCACACUGUGUCCUGAAUAAACCCUGGGCCCUCCUACUUUGUCCUGGCCAGGCUGGGGCCAGAGUUUGCUCUGGGGCUUUGAGACAGCACCCCAUUCCCACCCUCCCCCACUGCCCAUCCCUGUCAUGCUAGAACCCUCUGCAAGGUUCCCUUGCAGAGUAGCUGGGUGGUGGCUUCAGGUCCCAGCCUGCCACCCCCAUGCUAAAACCUGGCUGCAGUGGGGCCCUGGGCUCCAGCGGGGCCUCCUCCGGACAGUGCUGUCACUGCUCUUUCUCUCUCUGGAGAUGAACAUCUGCAAUAAGCCCUCCAAUAAGACGGCUCCUGAGAAGAGUGUGUGGACGGCGCCUGAGCAGGCCAGUAGACCCUCCCUGGAGCUGCCGGGCCAGCGAUCCCGCCGCAAUGGGUGGAGCUGGCCCCCUCACCCGCUCCAGAUUGUGGCCUGGCUGCUGUACCUCUUCUUUGCUGUGAUCGGCUUUGGGAUCCUUGUUCCCCUCCUGCCUCACCACUGGGUGCCUGCUGGCUACGCUUGCAUGGGUGCCAUCUUUGCUGGCCACCUCGUGGUGCACCUGACCGCCGUCUCCAUCGAUCCAGCAGAUGCCAACGUUCGGGACAAGAGCUAUGCGGGUCCCCUACCCAUCUUCAACCGCAGCCAACAUGCUCAUGUUAUUGAAGACCUGCACUGCAACUUGUGCGAUGUGGAUGUGAGCGCCCGCUCCAAGCAUUGCAGCGCCUGCAACAAGUGCGUUUGCGGCUUCGACCACCACUGCAAGUGGCUCAACAACUGCGUGGGCGAGAGGAACUACCGGCUCUUUCUACACAGUGUAGCAUCCGCCUUACUGGGUGUCCUGCUCCUGGUGCUGGUGGCCAUUUAUGUCUUCGUGGAGUUCUUUGUCAACCCCAUGAGGCUGCGCACCAACCGACACUUUGAAGUCCUGAAGAAUCACACAGAUGUGUGGUUCGUGUUCCUGCCUGCUGCCCCUGUGGAGACCCAGGCUCCUGCCAUCCUGGCCCUGGCUGCCCUCCUGAUCCUUCUGGGCCUGCUCUCCACAGCCCUGCUCGGCCACCUGCUCUGCUUCCACAUUUAUCUCAUGUGGCACAAGCUCACCACCUAUGAGUACAUCGUGCAGCACCGCCCACCACAGGAGGCAAAGGGGGCCCACAGGGAGCUCGAGUCAUGCCCCCUCAAGAUGCGGCCCAUUCAGGAGACAGAGUUCUACAUGCGGACCUUCAGCCAUGUGCGCCCAGAGCCCCCCGGCCAGACCAGGCCAGCGGCAGUGAAUGCCAAACCCUCCCAGCUUCUUGCUACCAGUGGCCAAGGGGAGCCUCCACUGCCCUCCUCCCCAGACACUGUCGCCCUGCCUCCUGAGAUCCGACCCCAGAAAAAGAGAAAGCUGCGCGUGUAUAAGGUUCCAAGAGCUGAGACCUUGGACCAGGCGUCCCCGCUGCCCAGGCUGCAGGAGCCCGGGGGGCCCGGCCACAGCUCCAGCCCGUCGACGGAUUCCGAGGGCGCCAGCCCGGUGCACUCCGCUGGCCGUGCUGGCGCCUACCACUCGGCGUCAGCCGAGUCCAUGGACGAGAUUCCAGUGGCGCAGACGCGCCUGGGCAGUGCCGCUCUGGCCGCUCCAGGGGGCAAGGGCCGGGAGCCCGGGCUGGCGCUGCAGGCGCGUGCGCCCGCCGUUUUCGUGAGCCGGAGCAGCGGCGAGCCGGGAUUGCGGGAUUGCGGGGCGGCCGGGAGGCCCGCCUAGCUUAGCUGGGCCAAGAGGCAGGAAGGCCGAGGAGGAGCGGCCGGCCCGACUCUCUAUGCAACACCCCACCCUCGCCGCACCGAGUGCACUUUAGGGGCCCCUUCGGCCGGCGGGAUCGGCCUCCGUCCCCAACUGAGCAAUACCCGCCCCACUGGCCAAGAUGCUCCAAUAAACUUUUUUAUGCUUUUGCGGA